CUCGACUGGGAGGUACUAAAAAAAGUACCUGUUGGCAGGUACCAGGUACUUUUUUUCGUAAUGGAAAACCAAAAAAGGCGAGGCGAGUCGAGUAGGUACCAUGUAAUGGAAAAGCGCCAUAAGGGAUGUUCUGCUCCUGUUUCCAGGACAGUGUGAGGUUCAAUCCAAAGCCAAAGCCUUGAAAGUGCUCUCCAACCAGAACACACUUUGUAUAACUGUCUAUCUGUGGCUAUGGUGAUUUCCACAAUUAAUAGUGUAUGGGUGAAAUAUUUUAACACAGCACUUGAAUGAAAUCAGUUUUGAUUAAUCAGAAACACAUUUAUUUGAUACAGUUUUUCUUUUGGAGUCUCUACAUAGAUGUAGAAAAAAAGGGCUUUUUAUUGUUAGUUGUGUUUGAGGUUAUAUUAACUAUAUCAAUCUUUUCUCUGCUCACUGUUACUUUUGAUUUCAUGAUACAGUGCACUUAAUAAAGUGAUUCUAAAAAUACUGCCAGUGUGGGAUGAAUCUUUUGGAUACAUGACAGGUUCCAGGGCUCAAAGUUCUCAGGCCGGCAUGGGGUGCACUUUUACAUUUAUAUAAUGCAUUAUUCAAUACAUUUUACACAAUUCCCACAGUGGAACAUUUCAGGCUCACAAAUGGUUUCUUGCUGUAAUCCCUUAAAUUCUCCAGGUUGAAAAGAAUUUUUGAAGCAGGUGAGGAAGUGGUAUAUUUGUUGUCCAACUUUGUUGACCAAAAAGAGAGAGAUAAAAAACCCUCUUUCUCUCUGUCCUUUCUUUUGUUGUCUCUCUACACUCCGAAAAGGAAUGCACUGUAUCAUUAUGACUCUUCAAAAACUGACAUGGUUGUCAUAAGGACAAUACUGUCACUCAAGUGAUUAAAAAUAUAUAUAUUUCUUAAUCACUUGAGUAAUAUCUGUAUCUGAUGCCCUUCACAAAUUUGACUUAGGUCACAUGAUUUGUGCUGUCAUAUAUAUAUAUGACCACAUGCUUUCAGUUCUGUAUAUGUGGAUUCAGUUUCUUGUCACUGCAGCAACCUUUAGGUACCACCUGGAUUAAAGACAGUUUCAUCUGGCUCCUGAUGUGAAUGUUACGAUACAUACUAUACCCAUCAUGGCUAUGUUGAAAAAUAUCCUCAUCCUUUGUCAGCUUCUUCCAUUAGUCAGGACCAUAAAUACCAUCUUCUUUCCAUGUGACACUGAUGUGAAUACCACCACAGUAGACUGCCAUGACAGAUCACUCAAGCAUGUCCUAUUCAUCAAGUCUACCACUGUAGUGUCAAUCAAUUUAAAUCGGACUAAGAUACAGCAAGUGGGGCAGCAUGCUUUCUUAGGUGUCCCAAACCUUCACACUCUAAAAAUAAUGGGGAAUUGUCAACCGGGUAGCCCGAGAGCUUUGGAGGACCGCUCAUGCAAAAUGAAGAUCCACAAUGACGCCUUCAAGAACCUAUUGAAGCUUAAAUUUUUGUAUCUGUCAGGAAACAGCCUCACCUCUAUUCCUCGGUUACCUAAAAACCUGACAGUUCUUGACCUACAGAACAAUUGCAUUUUCAACAUUGCAGAACCUUUAAACACUCCACAUCUCAAAGAGCUCUACCUCAGCAAGAACUGCUAUUAUGCAAACCCUUGCAGCCAUUCCUUUUACAUCAACGAGAGUGUUUUCAGAGAGCUCUCUGAACUCAAAAACCUUACCUUGGGGUAUAAUAAUUUCACAGCUAUCCCUAAAGGAUUACCACCCUCACUGGAGAGUUUGGAUUUAAGAGAGAAUACAAUCACAGAGGUCUUAGAAGGAGCAUUUGCCAACCUGACUCUCCUCAAGAAUUUGAAUUUGGAGUGGAAUUGCCAGCGCUGUGACCAUGCAGCCAGGCCUUGCUUUCCUUGCCCACACAAUCUCCCUCUACGCCUACAUCCAAACUCAUUCUAUGCUGAGAACAGCUCCAUCGACUACCUAAGCCUAAGGGGAAACUCUCUAAAAACAUUUCCAGAGGGACUUUUCCGACCUUUGAAGAACUUAAAGCGGUUGGACCUCUCUGACAAUCUCCUGGCAUAUGCUAUACGUAAUGGCACCUUCUUUGCAGAGCUGGAGGGCCUCACUUGGAUUAGCCUUAUCUAUAACUAUGAACCACUGAAGACAUUUCCGUAUCUGAUCCUCUCCCCAUAUAUUGGCAAUAUGUCUCGUCUACAUUAUCUUCUUCUCAGCGGUAACUUUUUCCACAAGCUUUCAAGCAAGAGCCUUAAUGUUGUGUCCAAACUUCAAAAUCUAAUAAAACUAGAACUGAGAAUGAACUUCAUCAAUACCUUUAACUCGACAUCUCUGAAACGGUUACCGUUUCUCCUCGAUGUAGACCUUUCCCAAAACAUGCUUAAUUUCAUUCCGCGCUGCUCGUGUCUGUCAUCUGAGAUUGUGCCACAGGAAAGCUGUCAGAACCAGAACUUGCAUACACAUAAUUUUCCUGACCCACUAAUGCUGAUAGACCGAAAAGCUGCAUCUGGAAGUGAUAUGUGGGAAUCCACCCAGACAAACAGGCUGGACAUGGUGGAGGACAGUGUGCCACAAUUUAAAUCACUAUUUGAUUUCAAAAAUGAUUUCUGCCGCGGUAAACUGACGUUUGACCUGUCCCAAAAUGACAUUCUGUCUCUUACCAAAGAAGUGUUUGUAGGCAUGGAUAAUGCUGUUUGUUUAGACCUUUCCUUCAAUUACAUGAGCCAGGCAUUGAAGAGUGGCCUGUUUGAUAGCAUGAAAAAAUUAGUUUUUCUUAAUAUGUCAUACAAUAGACUUGAUUUUUAUUAUGGAGGCGCUUUCAGUGAGCUUAAUACCACUCUCAAGGUGUUGGACGUCAGUAACAAUGAAUUUCACUUCAAAAUGAAGGGCAUGGGUCAUAGUUUUGAAUUCCUUAAAAAUCUGACAAACUUGGAAGUUCUAAGUCUGGCAAACAAUGGCAUUGGGAUGCGAAUAGAUGAAAGGCUGAUCAGCAGCUCUUUGAAGUACCUUUACUUCUAUGGAAAUCACCUGGACAUUAUGUGGGAGUCUGAUAACAACAAGUACACUAAUUUCUUCCAAAACCUGACAAACCUCACCUACCUUGACAUCUCUAACAAUGAUCUGAAAUCAAUCCAACCAGAAUUGCUGUGUAACCUCCCAGAAAGCAUGGAAACCCUCAGUAUCCGCAACAAUCAGCUGAAGUAUUUCCCAUGGCAAAAUAUCUCAGCACUCAGCAAUUUAUGUCACCUGGACAUCAGUCAAAACCUUCUCUUUUAUUUGCCUAAUAAAGUCAUAGAAUUUGGAGCAAAUUUUUCUUUCUUGGACCUCAGUCACAAUCGCCUCAGUAUUAUUCCUGAGGAUUUCUUCAGCAUGGCGAAAUCCUUGCACUACCUGUAUCUCAGCCACAAUCAGAUCAAAACAUUAAACCAUCAGUUUCUCCCUGUCCUCUUUAAAAACGGAAGUGCCCUUCAGAAACUCACCCUGCAUAACAACCCCUUUAAAUGUGACUGUGACACAUCUUGGUUUGCAGACUUCUUGCGUUCUACUCCGGUACAGAUUCCCUAUCUCACAACAAAAGUACGCUGUGAUUACCCAGAGUCCCAACAGGGCGUGUUUGUACUGUCUAUGGACCAGCGUUCCUGCCAGGACAUAUAUGGUAGCUUAGCCUUCCUCGUCUGUUCCUUCCUGGCUGUGACUUUCACUGUUCUGCCGCUACUGAAGCAUCUCUAUGGCUGGGAUCUGUGGUAUUGCUUACAGGUACUUUGGGCAGGACAUAAGGGCUACUCCCAGCUCGCUGGUAGUGAUUCACAUUAUCACUACGAUGCUUUUGUGGUGUUUGACACCAUGAACGAGGCUGUGAGGGAUUGGGUCUACAAUGAGUUAAUGGUCAAUCUGGAGAACUCGGGUCACAGGAGGUUUUGUCUCUGUUUGGAGGAGAGGGACUGGAUUCCUGGACUUUCAUGUAUUGAAAAUCUCCAUAAUGCUGUGUACAGCAGUACGAAGACAGUGUUUGUGCUGUCCAGUGGUGCCACUGAUGGCAAGACGGUGAAUGGUGUGAUCCGCCAGGCUUUCUUCAUGGUUCAGCAGCGGCUUCUGGACGAGAAGGUGGAUUCAGCUGUGCUGGUGGUUUUGGAUGAGAUGUUUCCCAAACUGAAGUACCUUCAGCUGAGGAAACGGUUGUGCAAAAAGUCUGUGUUGUCCUGGCCGAGAAACCCAAGGGUUCAACCCCUUUUCUGGAACCGAAUGAGAAUGGCAUUGUCGUCAGAUAACCUCAAAUUCUAUGACAACAACAUGAGUGAAAGUUUUGUAUGACUUCCUUUUAACUGCUGAUAGAAAUCUCUUUGGUGAAAAAAGUCCUUCUUGUUAAGAAUCUUCCCAUUACCUCAUUUUGACAAAUUUGCUUCCCCCUUAAUUGUGUCACAUAAAAUGGUACUUAGUUAUGUUUUUCUUUUAUUGUAAUUAAAUGUAAUCACCCUUCCAUGCAUUGUAAAUAUUUAACUUUUCAAGAUUGUGUUCUUUUGUUUUAUCUAACAAAAUAUUACCUUGAUUCUUUAAUACUUGUCUUUACAUAGCUUUAGCCAGGAAGGGACAUGUUGCUAUUGUGUGCUGCAAAGUUAACCGAGACACUGUACAUUGUACAGUAUACAGUAUAAACAUUGAGACACUUAUAUUGGACUAUAGUAAUAAACUUGACUUGAUUCCA
Perca fluviatilis (European perch) is the source of this 4680-nucleotide messenger RNA. It is a transcript of the gene tlr9, whose product is annotated as toll-like receptor 9. NCBI's taxonomy places the organism in Eukaryota, Metazoa, Chordata, Actinopteri, Perciformes, Percidae. Gene Ontology annotation, molecular function: pattern recognition receptor activity; protein binding. Bases 1110 to 4289 code for a protein of 1059 amino acids. The record is from RefSeq and is a predicted model, not a curated record. Gene Ontology annotation, cellular component: plasma membrane. Gene Ontology annotation, biological process: canonical NF-kappaB signal transduction; positive regulation of interleukin-6 production; defense response to virus. The transcript has 3 exons.